UGAAUCGAAGAGUUGGAUAAUUUAAUCCAAUUAAAAAAAAUGUAUAAAAGUGGAGGAGUGCGCAAUACGCACACAACAGAGGUUUAAUACAGUGUGUGCACCACUACCAAUUCAGUUACUGUUAUAAAUUUCUUAAUUCUUCAGCGUUCUUGUUUGGGUCAAUUGAAGUCUUUCAAAGAUUUUGAAGAAAUUCGGACAAUGGCAUCCAAAUCACAGAAGAAAGCCAAUCUGUUAGAUCACAACUCCAUCAAACACAUCCUCGAUGAGUCUGUUUCUGAGGUUGUAACGAGUCGUGGAUAUGUUGAAAACGUGAAAUUGAGCAAUGUGAGGUUGUUGAUUGGGUCUGUUAUCAUCAUCAUUGCUCUUUUCGCUCAGUUUUAUAAGAAGAAGUUUCCUGAGAAUAGGGAUUUUCUCAUUGCCUGCAUCGCCUUGUAUGUAAUCUUCAACGGGUUGUUGCAGCUGAUCAUAUACUUUAAGGAGAAGAACGCCAUUUUGUUUACUUAUCCUCUGGCUGGAUCCUUUACCAGUACCGGUUUGGAAGUUUCCUCCAAACUGCCUAGAUUUUCUGACUUGUACACACUUACCAUAGCAAGUGCAGAUCCAAAAUCAAUUUCUGCAAAUGAACCAGUACAUCUUACCAAAAGUGUUACUGAGUGGUUUACUAAGGAUGGAGUCUUAGUUGAGGGCCUCCUCUGGAAGGACGUCGAAGCUCUGAUAGCUCAAUAUACAAAAGAACCAAAGAAGAGCAAGUGAUAAGGAGACUACUUGGUUCUGCCGAUAGCUUUUUUGAGGACAAACAUGUAUUUGGAUAUGGUUUACAUUUUUCUAUACAUUUUAAACACCUAAAAUGAAAUUGAGUUAAUCAAGCUUUCACUAAAUUUAGAACACAAUUUAUUCUCAUUUUUCUUCUUAGUUUAUUUUACAGGAAAAGGUUCCUAAAA
This is a messenger RNA of Cicer arietinum (chickpea), 941 nucleotides long. Its product is annotated as signal peptidase complex subunit 2. Gene Ontology annotation, cellular component: membrane; signal peptidase complex. Lineage: Eukaryota; Viridiplantae; Streptophyta; Magnoliopsida; Fabales; Fabaceae. The record is from RefSeq and is a predicted model, not a curated record. Gene Ontology annotation, biological process: protein targeting to ER.